AAUGGCCGCCAGUGGAUGAAUAAUUUUGCAAACAGUUGGAAAUUUUGUUACAAAAUGGGUAAUAACCCCACCCAGUUGGAGAAAGAAAUAGGAUCUGUACAACUGCCAGCGAAUGAACACUAUUUUGGACUUGUUAAUUUUGGCAAUACCUGCUAUUGUAAUUCUGUUCUGCAAGCUCUGUAUUUCUGCCGUCCAUUUCGAGACAAAGUGCUGCAGUAUAAACACCAGCAAAAGAAUCAAAAGAAAGAGACUCUCCUCUCCUGCCUUGCAGAUCUUUUUUAUAACAUAGCUACUCAAAAGAAGAAAGUUGGUACAUUAGCACCGAAAAGGUUCAUUACACGCUUACGAAAAGAAUGUGAGUUAUUCGACAAUUAUAUGCAACAAGAUGCACAUGAAUUCUUGAAUUAUCUGUUAAACAGAGUAGCGGAGCUGCUGCAAGCUGAAAAACAAGGUGGUAAGAAUAAGACAGGUGAAAACAAUUCACAGACCAAGCCAGAGCCGACAUGGGUAGAGGAAUUAUUCCAGGGAACAUUUACCAAUGAAACCAGGUGCCUCAAUUGUGAAACUGUGAGCAGUAAAGAUGAAGACUUUCUGGAUUUAUCAGUAGAUGUAGAACAGAACACAUCUAUAACACAUUGUCUGCGGGGUUUCAGUUGUACAGAAACACUAUGUGCUGAACACAAAUACUACUGUGAGGUGUGUUGUAGUAAACAGGAAGCUCAAAAAAGAAUGCGAGUGAAAAAACUGCCACAGAUAUUAGCUUUACAUUUGAAACGUUUCAAAUACACAGAACAGCUGAAACGUUUUACCAAGUUAUCAUACAGAGUUGUCUUUCCCUUAGAGUUACGCCUUUUUAAUACUUCUGAUGAUGCCUAUAACCCAGAGAGAAUGUAUGAUUUAGUAGCAGUUGUUGUACAUAUUGGUAGCAGUUUAAAUCGGGGACACUAUAUCAGUAUAGUCAAAAGUGAAGAUAUCUGGAUACUGUUCGAUGAUGAUUUAGUUGAUAAAAUAGAUGCCAAUGCAAUGGAAGAUUUCUUCGGAUUGUCAUCAGAUAUCCAGAAAAACUCAGAGACAGGCUAUAUCCUGUUUUACCAAUCAAGAGAAUAGACUUUGUUGAUGGAUCAGAAACAGUCUUCAUGAAAAUCUACAGCUUGAGCAAAAGGCAGAAAAUUGACAACUUAUAAAAAAAGCAGCUAUUUUAAACUGACCAAACCUUAUAUUGAAUUCAUCUUUGAGUCAAAGUAAUGUUUGCCGUAAUAGGGGAUGGCAAAAUAUAAAACUGGAAAAAAGUCCCUGUAUGGUAAUAUGUAUCGUAAUAAAUUGUAUCAUGGCAACUUGAAAGGUUAGAAAAGUUUUCUCCAGCUUCUGUUCUUCAAGGAAGAAAAAAAACAUAUGUUUAAUUUAAAAUCAGUGCCAGAGUAUCUUAAAUACCGAAGCAAAUUUUUUAAUUGAAAUGAGCAGACAAAAAUCUAAAAAAAACAACAACAAAAAAACAGCACAAAACUUUGCAUGAAUUGUUCUAGUUUCUGUCUUUUUAGUUUGACUAUUUGAAGAAUAGGAAGAGCUAUUGGACUCACCCUUGCGUCUGCGUCUGCAUCAGCCUCGGCAUCCUCAUUUGGUUAAGUUCUUGUAUGUAAGCUGGUGUCUCAGUAACCACUACUGGGAAUGGAUGAAAACUUAAAAUGCUUAUUCACUGUGAUAAACCGACUUACUCUGCACAAGUACAAUAACUCUGUUUUGCUUUUUCACAAAAUUAUGCCUAGGACUAUAGUCCUUCAGUCAUGUAGCGAUCUAAGCCAGUGCACGAUUCAGGGCCAACGAUUCAUAGAUCAGACCAAGAAUCUCACUACAAGGACAUGCAGUCACAAUCAACUUUAUAAACAAUGAACUAUCAUGCCAAUAUUAAUGUGUAUUGUGUUGUCAUAUACACUAAUCUGAUUACAAAUACAGGCAUUAAAAAAGCAGGAAUUCUGUGAUCAUGCUUGUUACUAGAAAUAGACAAAAAUUUUGCUUUAUGCUUGCAUACGUUCAGUAUGAUGUUACAUUAUUUUGCAGUAUUUUCACUUUUACAAUUUACAAAACUUUGUUUAGUUGAAGAUUGGAUGGCCAUAUCCAUUUGUAAUUGGAAUAUUUUCAAGAAAUCUGAGUAACAAUUCAAAUAAUUUUCACACAUUUUGAUAUUUUUGUUCGAAAACACAACACUAACAGCUUUACAUAAUUUCUGUUCUGUUUACUUCCAGUAAACAAUAUUUUGGACGGUACUUAUUAUGGUACACAUAAUACAUUCGUUUCAAGAUUUAUAAAGCAUCUGGAAUGAAAAUUAAUUGUUAUUAGGUUAACUCUUUGCAAAGAUUGCGAUUUGACAAUCACAGAGGUUAGGAAUAUUCAUACUAGAUUUUCAUGAUACAUGCUACAGCUAUAAUUAUGCACCUUAUUUGAUUUCGCAGUUACUGGUUAUGUUUUUGUAUGUAAGCUGGUAUAUCAGUACCCACUGAUGGGUUUUCGAUUGAAACACUUGUUCACUGUGAUGACCUUAUAUGUAUUGUACAGGUUCCAUAAUUCUGUUUUGCAGUUUUUACAAAAUUAUUCCACUUUUUUGACUUAUAUUCAUUCAGUUGACAAGGCUGUUGAAUAGUCGAGCGUUGCUGUCCUUCUACAGCUCUUGUUUUAAAUAUUGCAUUGAUAUGAAGAUUUUCAUGAAGAUUGUUUUAUUUGUUGAAAAUUAAGAGUCUUUAUAGCUUGUUAUCAUGUGCAAUUAUUAGUGCUGUAUGCAUUGCCUAUGUUCAAAUUGUCUGCACACAAUACUUAAUACAAAUGUGGUUUUUGAAGUAAAAACUUCCAUUUUCUCAGAUGCUGCAGUCAGAACUGUUUGGCUCAUAUGUUAUAAUAGUGCCAUUGUGUUAUUUGUCUGUAAACAUAUCAUGUUUUGAAGAAUUAAUGAUAUAUCAAAGUUUCUAAUUCUUAAUGAAUUAGGUUGAUAAAUUCUGUUUGAUAUUACAGCUGAUACUGUGAUCGUAUAUACCGUAUAAUUACGACCUUUAACCCAACACAAAGAAACAAUAUUGGGAAAGGGCCUCGAUGGAGUGUUUAAGGUCAAUAAUUUUGAAUAAAGUACGUGUAGUCACGCAAAUUUUUAUCGAGCUGUCUUGCAAAAGGUCAGUAAUUAAACCAGGUGCCUGCAAAUACAUGAGAUAAUACCUGUAGAGGCAUCUGGGGUUGUCCCCUACAUUAAAGAUGAAAAGUUGCUGUGUGACUGAAACUUUAUUUUACUGUUCUGUCUUAAAAAUCCAACAUAUAAACAAUUUUGGGAAAAUUUCAGCAUCUCUGUGAUUUUUCAUAGGAACAAAAAAGACCAACAGUAACAGAAAUUAUAUUGAAGAAAUAUAAGAUAGGCACCAGUUGUGUUUGCUAAUAACAGUGGCAGUGUAUACAGCACCUUUUGUUGUUUCUUACCAUUAGGAAGUUAGGAUAACAUUAAACUUUUGAUUUGUAAUUAGCAGUACAAAAUGGCUUUGUUUGUUAUGUUAAUGUAUGUAUUAAGAUAGAAGAUUUUAUUUAACAUUUUUAGCUCACCUGUCACAAAGUGACAAGGUGAGCUUUUGUGAUCGCGCGGUGUCCGUAGUCCGUCCGUCCGUCCAUCCGUCCGUCCGUAAACUUUUGCUUGUGACCACUCUAGAGGUCACAUUUUUCAUGGGAUCUUUAUGAAAGUUGGUCAGAAUGUUCAUCUUGAUGAUAUCUAGGUCAAGUUCGAAACUGGGUCACGUGCCGUCAAAAACUAGGUCAGUAGGUCUAAAAAUAGAAAAACCUUGUGACCUCUCUAGAGGCCAUAAUUUUCAAUGGAUCUUCAUGAAAAUUGGUCAGAAUGUUCAUCUUGAUGAUAUCUAGGUCAAGUUCGAAACUGGGUCACGUGCGGUCAAAAACUAGGUCAGUAGGUCUAAAAAUAGAAAAACCUUGUGACCUCUCUAGAGGCCAUAUAUUUCACAAGAUCUUCAUGAAAGUUGGUCAGAACGUUCACCUUGAUGAUAUCUAGGUCAAGUUCGAAACUGGGUCACGUGCCUUCAAAAACUAGGUCAGUAGGUCAAAUAAUAGAAAAACCUUGUGACCUCUCUAAAGGCCAUAUUUUUCAUGGGAUCUGUAUGAAAGUUGGUCUGAAUGUUCAUCUUGAUGAUUUCUAGGUCAAGUUCGAAACUGGGUCAGGUGCCAUCAAAAACUAGGUCAGUAGGUCUAAAAAUAGAAAAACCUUGUGACCUUUCUAGAGGCCAUAUAUUACAAGAUCUUCAUGAAAAUUGGUCAGAAUGUUCACCUUGAUGAUAUCUAGGUCAAGUUCGAAACUGGGUCACGUGCCAUCAAAAACUAGGUCAGUAGGUCUAAAAAUAGAAAAACCUUGUGACCUUUCUAGAGGCCAUAUAUUUCAAAAGAUCUUCAUGAAAAUUGGUCAGAAUGUUCACCUUGAUGAUAUCUAGGUCAAGUUCGAAACUGGGUCACGUGCCAUCAAAAACUAGGUCAGUAGGUCAAAUAAUAGAAAAACCUUGUGACCUCUCUAAAGGCCAUAUUUUUCAUGGGAUCUGUGUGAAAGUUGGUCUGAAUGGUCAUCCUGAUGAUAUCUAGGUCAAGUUCGAAACUGGGUCACGUGCGGUCAAAAACUAGGUCAGUAGGUCUAAAAAUAGAAAAACCUUGUGACCUCUCUAGAGGCCAUAUAUUUCAUGAAAUCUUCAUGAAAAUUUGUCAUUAUGUUCACCUUGAUGAUAUCUAAGUCAAGUUCGAAAGUGGGUCACGUGCCAUCAAAAACUAGGUCAGUAGGUCAAAUAAUAGAGAAACCUUGUGACCUAACUAGAGGCCAUAUUUUCCAUGGGAUCUGUAUGAAAGUUGGUCUGAAUGUUCAUCUUGAUGAUAUCUAGGUCAAAUUUGAAAGUGGGUCACGUGCCGUCAAAAACUAGGUCAGUAGGUCAAAUAAUAGAAAAACCUUGUGACCUCUCUAAAGGCCAUAUUUUUCAAUGGAUCUUCAUGAAAGUUGGUCUGAAUGUUCAUCUUGAUGAUAUCUAGGUCAAAUUCGAAACAGGGUCAUGUGCGGUCAAAAACUAGGUCAGUAAGUCUAAAAAUAGAAAAACCUUGUGACCUCUCUAGAGGCGAUACUUGUGAAUGGAUAUUCAUAAAAAUUGGUCAGAAUGUUCACCUUGAUGAUAUCUAAGUCAAGUUCAAAAGUGGGUCACGUGCCUUCAAAAAGUAGGUCAGUAGGUCAAAUAAUGAAAAAACGUGACCUCUCUAAAGGCCAUAUUUUUCAUGGGAUCUGUAUGAAAGUUGGUCUGAAUGUUUAUCUUGAUGAUAUCUAGGUCAAGUUUGAAACUGGGUCAACUGCGAUCAAAAACUAGGUCAGUAGGUCUUGAAAUAGAAAAACCUUGUGACCUCUCUAGAGGCCAUACCCUUGAAUGGAUCUUCAUGAAAAUUGGUCAGAAUGUUCACCUUGAUGAUAUCUAGGUCAAGUUUGAAACUGGGUCACGUGCCUUAAAAAACUAGGUCAGUAGGUCAAAUAAUAGAAAAACCUUGUGACCUCUCUAGAGACCAUAUUUUUCAAUGGAUCUUCAUGAAAAUUGGUCAGAAUUUUUAUCUUUAUAAUAUCUAGGUCAAGUUCAAAACUGGGUCACAUGAGCUCAAAAACUAGGUCACUAUGUCAAAUAAUAGAAAAAACGACGUCAUACUCAAAACUGGAUCAUGUGGGAAGAGGUGAGCGAUUCAGGACCGUCAUGGUCCUCUUGUUAUUUUGUUGGUCGAUCUGUCCCAGUCUUUGUUGCAUUUUGUUAAUUUCUAGGUAAACCAAUCAAAAACAAGCAAGGUUAAGUGUAUCAUUAUUUUCUUAUUAUCAUAUAAUCAUAUAGUUCAAAAUUAGAACUUACCCUGUAGCCUGUUGGCAGCAAGUGAUUCCGUCUUUGCGACCAGUGCAGACCAAGACGUGCAGGCUGAUCAUGGUCUGCACUGUUUGCAAUUCAGUCAGUAUAUUUUCAGUGAACACCACUUUUAAUAAUAAAUGGUAUGGCCCGAAUUAAAUGAUGGACGAGUCCAUUUAUGAAAUUUAGCAGGGUAAAAGUUAAAAAUACUAGUUUACCGUACUACUAUGAUACUAGUUCUCCUUUAACUGUUAUUGGAUUACAAAGAUGUAAGUGUUUUAUAGCAAGUCUAAAUAGCAUAGACUUAUCAUGUUCAAAUGGAAAUAUUUUUAGCAGAGUACAAAAACAUCUGUUGGUCAGAAUACUUUUCAUCUGUUUUUGCAGAGUUGUAGCCCUUGAAACUCAAACUUUUAUAACACAUAUAAGCCAGACAAAGUUAAGCACCAGAUGUAGUUGUUCAUAUUAUUAUACCUUAUAUACCUUUUAAGUUUUAUUGCUUAAUUUUGAGAAAUGCAUUUUUAAAGGGUUUUACCAUCGCCAAAUACUGGAAUACUGGAAAACAGAACCAAAAGAAUUAUUUCUUUCCAGUAAGUGCAGCACAGAGAUAAAGUUAGUCGUGUUUUAAGUGUGGUGAUGAUCUAAAUGCUUUUUUGAAUACAGUAGAAUUCCGCUAUUAAGACCACCCAUGGUUCUUUGUAAAACUGGUCUUAUUAGUGGUCUGGUCUGAUUAGUGGACAAGGCUAUACUGGGAAGGUCUUGCAGAUAAUAACACAUUGGAAUACAAUCAAGACGCAAUAAUGGCAAACACAGUGUUCAAUUUAUAUGUAGCUUUAUUUUAUUUAAUUUCUAUAUAUACUACUAUAACGGAUCAAACUGUGUAUUAAUUAAGGACGCACUUAAAUGAUAAUGAUUUGAAUUUUGUUCAAUUAAAGACAAUUACAACAAUAUCAAACCUUUUCAAACUUCAUUCUCCACUGAAAUCCCAAACGUAUUUACAUUAAAAAAUAACAAACAAACACCGUUUAGACCUAAUUAAAUCCAUUUUAAUCCAGUCAAUUCGAUCAGCGGGCAUUCGUCUAAUUACAGACAAAUUAAUUAUUUCAACAAUUUCUUAUGUUAAAAUAGCGAUGUAAAAUGCCAAACAUCUUUAAAUAACAAUUUCAGACAAUCAAACAGUUUGAUACUAUGUUUUAAUAACGUUUAAAAGACUUGUUAGCAAUUAACGGAUAAAUAAACGAUGUACACGCUUAACGUGUUAACACGAUGUCGCACGUGUUAAUUCCCGCGGCGAUUUGCGGUAACAUACAGUAACAUUUGAGUGGUCGUAAUUGCGGUGAUUAAUUAAGUGUGAAAUAUCAAACAGUUCUGAAAUUGGUGGUCGCAUUAGUGGAUUAGCCGUCUGGUCGCAUUUUCGGACGAACGACCAUUGCUUUUAAGAAGGAAAUAUUCUGUUCUUUGCAAAAUCGGUCGUAUUAGCGGUGCGGUCGUAAUUUCGGCGUGGUCGUAAGUAGGAAUUUUACUGUAUAUCUAGGUUAAUAAACUGAGUAGAAAGGAAGUAUGUAUUAUUUAAUGUAUAAGUGCCAUUAGUAUUUACAGAUUAGGUUUUUUACUUUUUGAUGAAAAUAAUAUUUUACUGUGAUGAAUUCAGUCCUUCUAAGAACACAGAACUAGAAUGCUCAAACAUUGUAAAUAAUUUUUGAGAUCAUAUUUGUAGGAUGUUGUCUUUGAGCUACAGUUCAGUUGAUGGACAGGUGAGGCGAAAUUGUGUAAUAAAAGCAAAAGAGAUAGCAAAUUAAAUCCGCUGAUACAUAAAACUGGUACCCCUCCAUUUCUGCAUUUCAUUUGAUUUCAGGAACUAGAAAAAAAGCUACAGAUUUAACUGAAUUUUAGUGGCCAUAGACCACAGUGCUCAUAAAUAUACCUGGUGACUAAAAGCAAAGUUAGCAAGGUUUAUCCUGGUUGGGUUAAUAAUUAUUGGACAGUUUUUAGUAGUAAAUUAUACUUAUUAGGGGCCAGUACAUGAAAAUGUAUUCUGCGUCCAGUACAGUUCAGCACAGUACAGAAUAUCGAAACGUUGUUCAUCUAGUCUAUAGAUCUGUAUUCCUUUGUUUGGUAAAUAGUUCAUUGUGAGUAAUAUAUGUUGUUGAUAACAGAAUUUAGGAAAUAUAUGAUUAUAAUACUGAAGGUAAAUAUUUUGAAAGAAGCAGUGUUUAUGUUUAGAUAAACUUAGACUUCAAGUUACAGGCACUGACCUCCAGGUCGUACAACACCAUAAAGGAAAGAAAUUUUAACAUAACGGGAUAUUAUUGCAAUAUUUCUUAAGAAGGCUUUGAAAUUUUGUUACUGACAGAUAAUAUGUUAUGGAAACACAUGAGAAUUAAUUAAUUGUUUUUACUGAUUUUUCCAUUCAAAAUAAAGAAAAAGCGUUUGUAACAGGGUAGUGGAAGUUAACUGCCUUAACUAUAAAUGUUUAUGUUUAAUGAUCGGUAAGGAGGUAUUCCUCCGUGUUGUAUUAGUCAAUAAUGCAGGAAUGUCUUUAUUGCUGGGGCUGCCUGGAUUUGAUUCUUAACUUUGUCAUGUAUUAUUUUCUUGAUCUGGCAUUUUUAAGAUAGUUUAGAAACAAAAACUUUAAUAAAAAAGUUUAAUUUUAAAGAAAGGUCAGUGCCUUUAAAUAUGCUAUGUAUUGAAGCAGUGGUUAUGUAUAUAUUUUUUUCUGUGCAAAAUUAUAUAAGACUUUAAAUAUCAAAAUUUUUAUUGUUGAAACACUUGUCAUAACUGUGCUGUACAAUUUUUUUGGUUUGGCAAAUUUAUGUGUUAAGCACACCGAUACUUUGGUGUCAAGGUAGUUGAAACAUAGUACCAGAUGUCUUUUGUAUAACAUAGAACCAUAUGUCUUUAGUAUAACAUAUAAUAUAACCAGAUAUUCUCUGUUUAACAUAGUACAAGAUAUCUUCAGUGCAACAUAGAACAUGAUUUCUUUAGUGUAUCAUAGAAUGAGAAGUCAUCUGUGUAACAUAGAACAUGAUUUCUCUAGUGUAACGUAGAAUGAGAAGACUUCUGUGUAACAUAGAACAUGAUUUCUCUAGUGUAACAUAGAAUGAAAAGUCUUCUGUGUAACAUAGAAUGAGAUGUCUUCUGUGUAACAUAGAAUGAGAAGUCUUCUGUGUAAACAUAGAACAUGAUAUCUCUAGUGUAACAUAGAAUGAGAUGCCUUCUGUGUAACAUAGAAUGAGAUGUCAACAUAGAAUGAGAUGUCUUCUGUGUAACAUAGAAUGAGAAGUCUUCUGUGUAAACAUAGAACAUGAUGUCUCUAGUGUAACAUAGAAUAAGAUGCCUUCUGUGUAACAUAGAAUGAGAUGUCAACAUAGAAUGAGAUGUCUUCUGUGUAACAUAGAAUGAGAUGUCUUCUGUGUAACAUGGAAUGAGAUGUCUUCAAUGUAACAUAGAAUGAGAAGUCUUCUGAGUAAACAUAGAAUAUGAUAUCUCUAGUGUAACAUAGAAUGAGAUGUCUUCUGUGUAACAUAGAAUGAGAUGUCAACAUAGAAUGAGAUGUCUUCUUUGUAACAUAGAAUGAGAUGUCUUCUGUGUAACAUAGAAUGAGAAGUCUUCUGUGUAACAUACAAUGAGAAGUCUUCUGUGUAACAUAGAAUGAGAUGUCUUCAAUGUAACAUAGAAUGAGAAGUCUUCUGUGUAAACAUAGAACAUGAUAUCUCUAGUGUAACAUAGAAUGAGAUGCCUUCUGUGUAACAUAGAAUGAGAUGUCUUUAUAUGUUCUAGAGACUUUCUGUUGAUUUCCAUUCAGUUGUUAAAAUGUUUGUCAAUUGUCUGAGCAUUAAUGACUUGAGAACAUUCCGGACGUAUAAGCUUUAUAUUGUGUCUGUAAGCCAGUGACAGUAAUUGUAUACACAUAUAAAUACACAAGAAACUGCAGUGACUGUCCUUUUCUAGUCCAUCCUUAUAACUGUUACUGCCUUCAUUGCUGACAAUUUAUUUAGUGUUUCAUUAUUUCUUUUUCUGGUUAUGUUUAGCCACUAGGAGAAUGAGAUUUGGUGAUAUUUCAAGUAGACAGUCAAGUAAGAAGAUGGAUUUUCUUACAGCAGUUUUCAGAGUAAUAGACAGUCACAGGCCAUCACACAUGAUAAAUCAUCCAGAAAAUCCCUUGCCUAGUUGGUUUAAUUGACCAUCUUUGUCCCUUUUCUGUGUGUACAUAAAUAGAAGACUCACCUUAAGGUCUGUGAGUCUGCAUCACACAUUUAGGAUUCCAAGGGCUGCAAAGAGUCAUAGUAGUUUUUGUAUGUAUAGGAGAUAAUUUUUUAACCAGUCUGUAAAAUUGCAAACUUUUUAUCGUACUAGUUUCGUUAAUUUGUUAUAAUAAUAAAACAAAGCUUUGAAUCUUUUUGAGUAUUAGUGAUUUAUUAGAUGGUUUUAAGUUUUGAUAGUGUUGCAGAUGCCUUAGUUACUAAACAGCUUACAAUUCCUGUUUUUUGGUUGUCUGGAGUUUGGAUACCAGUCUUGAAAUUCCAGUUUCUGAUUGGUUGGUUUGGAGCUAAGUCUUGAAAUUGACCAAUGACAAAGCAGCAUUUUGAGACUGGUCCUCAAACUCAUUAUUUCAAAUGACAUUGAAGCCAGAAAUAAGAGCAGAUGAAUGCUAGUAUUGUUGCAAUAUGUUCGAACUUAUCUCAGGUUUGUCAGAUCAUGUGGAUUCUUUUUCUUUUAUUGUACAUAGAAGGUGCAGAAUGGUUUUAUGAGAAUAUUGGAGUUUGCCUGUCUGAAACAAAAUGGUGUUACCACUUUUUAGCUCACCUGUCACAUAGUGACAAGGUGAGCUUUUGUGAUCACCCUUCGUCCGUCGUCCGUCGUCAGUCCAUGCGUCUUGUGCGUCCGUGCGUGCGUCAACAAUUUCUUGUCUGUACGAUAGUGGUUUCAUUUAUGAUUUUAUUUUAACCAAACUUGCACACAACUUGUAUCACCAUAAGAUCUCAGUUCCUUUCUUGAACUGGCCAGAUCCCAUUACAGGUUCCAGAGUUAUGGCCCCUGAAAGGGCCAAAAUUAGCUAUUUUGACCUUGUCUGCACAAUAGCAGCUUUAUUAAUAAUUUGAUUUUUACCAAACUGGCACACAACUUGUAUCACCAUAAGAUCUUGGUUCCUUUCUUGAACGGGUCAGAUUCCAUUAUGGGUUCCAGAGUUAUGGCCCCUGAAAGGGCCAGAAUUAGCUAUUUUGACCUUGUCUGCAUAAUAGCAGCUUCAUUUAUGAUUUUAUUUUAACCAAACUUGCACACAACUUGUAUCACCAUAUGAUCUUGGUUCCUGUCUUGAACUGGCCAGAUUCUUAUGGGUUCCAGAGUUAUGGCCCCUGAAAGGGCCAGAAUUAGCUAUUUUGACCUUGUCUGCACAAUAGCAGCUUCAUUUAUGAUUUGAUUUUAACCAAACUUGCACAAAACUUGUAUCACCACAAGAUCUUGGUUCCUUUCUUGAACUGGCUAGAUUCCUUCAUGGGUUCCAGAGUUAUAGCCCCUUAAAGGUCAAAAAUUGGCUAUUUUGGCUUUUGCAGCCAUAUAGAGACUUCAUUUAUGGUUUUAUUUGAUACAAACUUCCAAAAUAUCUUCAACAAGAAUAAAUCUUGGAUUCCAUGACAAAUCAGAUCCAUUCGUAGGUUCCAGAGUUAUUUUAUAUCUGAUUACCUCCCCUGAUAGUAAUAGCUUAUAUUUAGUAACUUUUUUAUUAUUGGCCGUAGGGAAAAACCAAGACCACUUUUCUGUGGUACAACAUGGAUUGUACCUCCAAUUUUUAGGUGUAUUUUGACCAGGGCUCCGGAAAUUUUGAUAACUCAAUCGGUCCGAAACGAAAAUCCUGACAUCGGCGCUACCCCACCCACCGCAUUCCCAAUAUUACAUAUUUUGUAAAACGUGAUAGGGUAAAGAAAUAAGCAUGUCAUGCAUUAAAACUGUGUUACCAGUCACCGCGCGUUACCAUACAAUGAAGACAGUUAUUCAGUGUUAUGUGUGAUCGUUACUUUGUUUGAAUUUCGAUGUUUUUCCGAGAUAAUAUAGGCAUUGACACCGUGUGCGUAACUAGUCUAAAAGCCAACGCACGUGACUUCAAUACCGUAUACACGGCAGAUACUUUGUGAUGUUUCCUCAUUCUUUGACGGAAUUCUAUAAAAUACAAUGCGUCAAAGUGAGUUACACGACACAUAUUCUCUGCUAAACAGCCUCAGUAUUUAAAGAAUACUCUGCCGCGGACCGAAUGUGUACGUUAUUUGAACGCUGAGAUCGAAAUUCCCGCAUGUAUAGUAAAAAAACAUCACGCGGGUUGGCCACGGAUAUUUCAUUUCACUUACGUUGUACUUCAGUAAGCAACUACAUUUUAUAAAGUUAUAUGUUCUCUUCUGAUGUAAACAAAAUUUCAUUUUGAAACGUUUUUUAAAAGACCGAUUUGAUAUUAAAACAGUGCCACUCCGGUUUUCUUUAUCAUUCGUGGUUGCCCGUCCAUUUUUUUCUUUUUUGUACAGUCGGGUUGCAAAGACGAUUUUCUGCAUUUGUUUCAACUGGAGCCCCAACAAAUGAAUCAUGUGAUUUUUUCAAAUCAAGUAAUUAUAAAAAUUAUUUUUAUCGGUUUUCCGUGUGAUGUCUCAUUAAAUCAAAGACCUAUAAUGUACAAUUAUAGCUCUUUGAUUAAAUGCAGCGACCAUUUGUUUGUUACCGUGAUCAAACAUAGCCUUUUGAAAUAAACCAUCCGUCGGAUUCUAAAUAAAAGAAGUGGAUCCCCGUCGAAAUGAUUUGGAUCCAGUCAGAAACGUUAGGAAACCAGUGAAAAUGUUUAAUACACCGCAGUCGGCUGUCUGCAAACAUUAAAGGAUGUGCCGCGCGAGCACUGAUUGCGUCACGCGCUAAUUACGGACCGAUUAUCAAAGUGACAAUCAGACCGAUUGACACGUUUAUUGAUUAUCUGAAGGUGCGACCAACAAUUUCCUACUUGGCAGGUGAUCGUGUAUUGAGAUAUAAGACCGAAAUUUAUACUUUUCUUCAUUUUUACGGGACCGAUUUUUUUCGUUUUUUCACAUCACGAAUCGGUCUGAAAAGUCAAAAAUCGGUCCAAAACCGACAAACCGGCAAAUUUCCGAAGCCCUGAUUUUGACAUAUCUGUACCUUGUAAGAAUUUUUUUUUCUUUUUGGUUAAAUUUCUGCCCUUUGUUGUUACGGUCCUUUGGACCUAGAUAUUUUUUCUGAGGACCUUCUUGUCCUCAAGUGCAAUGAUAACAGGUGAGCGAUAUAGGGCCAUCAUGGCCCUCUUGUUUAUUGUGACUCUUAAAAAAAGUGUGCUUUCAGAGCUUGUUAUAUGUUUGGAGGCAGAUCUGUGUUCAUUAUUUAUGAUAAUUUUUAAUAUGAGAGUCACACAUGCCAAAAAAAUAGCAGAAAAGAAAACCAUGGUAUAGGUUAUCCAGUUUACAAUACUUCAAAUUAGGUAUGAAUUAAUCUACAAUUGUUAAUUACUCUGUAUCAUCAUAUGUGUAAAUUCAACAUGUAAUUAUGCUGACACAAAAAUAUGCUGUGUUUAUGAGAAUAUAUUUACCAAAAAAAAAGAUGUCUGUGAAUCUUUAGUGAAUCAUUGAAUGUAUUUAUUCCAUAUUUGAUGUAAAUAUAUUGUUUAUUGUAUAUAAUAUUUUGUUAAAGUUGAAAUAUGAUUUUCAUUUUAAAGACACCCCUGAGGUAACUAUUAAACUUAAACAUUCUUAA
Mercenaria mercenaria is the source of this 13619-nucleotide messenger RNA. Its product is annotated as ubiquitin carboxyl-terminal hydrolase 46-like. The record is from RefSeq and is a predicted model, not a curated record. NCBI's taxonomy places the organism in Eukaryota, Metazoa, Mollusca, Bivalvia, Venerida, Veneridae. Gene Ontology annotation, cellular component: nucleus; cytosol. Bases 16 to 1107 code for a protein of 363 amino acids. The transcript has 9 exons. Gene Ontology annotation, biological process: protein deubiquitination. Gene Ontology annotation, molecular function: cysteine-type deubiquitinase activity; cysteine-type endopeptidase activity.